AGUGACGUGUGAUUGGCUGGAAUCGAGGAAGUGUUCGUCGUCGUGACGCUCGAAAGUGUAAACACGGAAUACAUUGUAAAUCAUUUAAUUCACUCUCACAACUAAUUUGUUUGGUUAGCGAGGACUAUUUUUUUCAAAUUAAAUUCGGCUCCUACAUGACGCCAAUUGCUGCCAUGUAGGCUUGCUGACUAUCGAUGGAAAAAGUAUCAGGUGUACCUAUUGAAGUGUCCGUCGGUGAUUAUUGUGCUGAAGUCGGCGCCAAAACAGAACGAGAAGUAUUUAUAGUGUCCAUCGGUGAAUAUUCGAGUGAAGAUUGCGUCAGAACGAUCUUGAACUGUUGAUUCAAAAUGGCGGCUGGCCGGGUUCAUCUGCGACCAUGAACAUCAAAGCACAAGAAUGGAGGCCGCCCGCCUUCACCAAGGAGAAAGUGAGCCCGUGUGACUUUGAGGCGUCCCCGGCGGGGUUUUACCUCCACCAGGAGCAUCAUCAGGAGACACCGCCUCCCGUCAGCCGCCAACCUGCACAUCAUCUUCAGGGCCGCAAAGACCACCGUUGGACCGGCGGACCAGCGCUGACGGACCAGGAGGACGCGCCCACUCCCACUCCAAGUGGCGCCUUCAUCCCCGACACCCGCGGGAGACACUUCAUCAAGAGGAAAGUCCUCAGGAAGCGAGGAGGACAGUCGCUGGUCUGUGAUGAGUCCGUCUACAGCCGAGACUCUGAUAGUUCUAACAGCCUUCAUGAGCGUCUGUCCGACCUCCACUUGUCUCCACCGGCCGAGGACACUCUGAGCUCCAUGGAGGGAGUGUCCCUGAGCGGCUUCGAGUCCUUCGUCACUCGCUCGACCCGAGCAGGAAGUGACGUUGACUUCAGAGCCAAACCCAAAUCCUUCAUCAGACCCGUGCUGACCCAGCAGACCAAGAAGACGGACUGUGUGGCCAGGUACUCUCAGUACAAGCAGCUGUGGGACACAUUCAAGGUUCCUGGAGAACGCGACCACAAGGAGCUGCGCUGGGAAAUCAGGGAGCGUCUAGCCUACCAGCCUCCAGCGCCCAAAGCCCCCAGGAGCUACGUGGCCAACACCUACGUGGUGCCCACUGACAAGAAGCGCUCGGCCCUGCGCUGGCAGGUCAGGAACCACCUGGCCCUCGGAGGACCUCAUCAAUGUUCAUAUUAGUAUUUUUUUUAUUAAUAAAAGUUUUUAUCUCACA
Messenger RNA from Nerophis ophidion (straightnose pipefish), 1211 nucleotides. It is a transcript of the gene hyls1, whose product is annotated as HYLS1 centriolar and ciliogenesis associated. The transcript has 10 exons. NCBI's taxonomy places the organism in Eukaryota, Metazoa, Chordata, Actinopteri, Syngnathiformes, Syngnathidae. The coding region runs from base 377 to 1177 and encodes 266 amino acids. The record is from RefSeq and is a predicted model, not a curated record. Gene Ontology annotation, cellular component: non-motile cilium; centriole. Gene Ontology annotation, biological process: cilium assembly.